GUGUGGUCUCAUAGUAACCACGGCUGUACAGGCUAUUCAGCAACCUUUGCUAAGCUGAAAGGCAAAGAUUGCUCGACUUUCAUUGGUACUGGUUCCGACGAUAAGUCGGUCACAGUUGAUAUAUGUGGCACUGAAAAUGGAGAGCAGGUCGCCUGGGUGACAGUAAACAAAAAUGGCACCGUGACCUUCCUGAACCGACAAGGAGACGCGUCUCGUUGUAUGCUAGAAAACGGCCUUAAGGUGCCCAGUAAAUGUAGCAUCGGUAAUACAGGUUCCUCUCAGACGCCCACGCUGAUUGCUACAGGCAGUCUGUCCUUGUUCUCAACUGCAAUUGGCAGAUCAGCUUCUGAAACAGCCAGUGCUGAUCAAUCAUCAACCCUGAUCUUCACACCGACACCUACAAAUAGUCAAUCUUUGGCUUCAACUUCAGCCGGUGAAUCGGCUACUGAGACACCCCUUGCAGAUCAAAUUCCAACGCUCAUAUCUACACCGGCAUGUACAUGUUCUUGCGCAUCUUCAAUCGUCUGA
Penicillium brevicompactum is the source of this 528-nucleotide messenger RNA. RefSeq lists its product as uncharacterized. The transcript has 2 exons. The annotation marks the transcript as partial. The record is from RefSeq and is a predicted model, not a curated record. Lineage: Eukaryota; Fungi; Ascomycota; Eurotiomycetes; Eurotiales; Aspergillaceae.